Messenger RNA from Gavialis gangeticus (Gharial), 8503 nucleotides. RefSeq names its product collagen type XXV alpha 1 chain (gene COL25A1). The record is from RefSeq and is a predicted model, not a curated record. The annotation marks the transcript as partial. The transcript is spliced from 39 exons. Lineage: Eukaryota; Metazoa; Chordata; Crocodylia; Gavialidae.
GCCGCGCUGCUCUCGGUGCUCGCGGCCGCUUCCUGCGUGUACCUGGGGCUGAGGACCAGCCAGCUCCAGGCCCGGGUCUCGGCCAUCGAGAGCGCCCACGGGGGCUUCUCUGCCGCCGCCGCCGCCUCCCGCCUGCUGCCCGGCUGCUCCCUGGACCAGCUCCAGUCCGUGGUGCAAGAGAAAGUGGAGCGGCUCCUCGCUCAGAAAUCCUAUGAGCAUUUGGCAAAAAUAAGAAUAGCAAGAGAAGUGCCUCCAGAGUGCAACUGUCCACCAGGCCCUCCAGGGAAACGAGGUAAGAGGGGCAGAAGAGGAGAGACAGGACCUCCUGGUCUACCAGGGCGAAAUGGCUAUCCGGGUCCGAUUGGUAUGGAUGGAAAGCUGGGUCAACCUGGUUCUCAAGGUCCUCCUGGUCCAAAAGGGGAGAAGGGAGAUCAAGGUGAUCAGGGCCCUCGGAUGGUGUUUCCUAAAAUCAAUCAUGGGUUUCUCUCUGCUGAUCAGCAGCUCAUUAAACGCCGCCUCAUUAAGGGGGACCAAGGACAGGCUGGACCCCCUGGUCCUCCAGGGCCACCAGGACCCCGAGGUCCUCCAGGAGAUACUGGGAAAGAUGGCCCCCGAGGGAUGCCUGGAGUACCGGGAGAGCCAGGAAAACCAGGCGAGCAAGGAUUGCUGGGACCUCAGGGGCCUCCAGGACAAAAGGGGUCUCUUGGAGUGCCUGGUAUUCCAGGAAAGGACGGACAAAUGGGUGAUCCAGGUUUGCCUGGUGCGGUUGGAGAAAGGGGAACGCCUGGACUUAAGGGGGAUCCAGGAGAACGCGGAGAAAAGGGUGAUGCUGGAGAAAAUGGACCCAAAGGUGCCAUGGGUGAAAAGGGUGACCCUGGAUCAUCUGCCGCAGGAAUUAAGGGAGAACCUGGAGAAUCUGGUCGUCCAGGACAAAAGGGUGAACCAGGUCUCCCUGGGCUUCCUGGACUCCCUGGGAUAAAGGGUGAGCCAGGUUUCAUUGGUCCACAGGGAGAACCUGGGCUACCAGGAUUACCAGGAACAAAGGGUGAGAAAGGGGAGUCAGGACCUCCUGGGAAAGGUGAACGAGGUGAACCUGGAGCUGCUGGACCAAAGGGGAAAACAGGCGAACCUGGAACUAGAGGCCCAAAGGGGUCAAAGGGUGACACUGGUGACAAAGGUGAUACAGGUGCACUAGGUCCAAGGGGCCCACCUGGACAAAAGGGUGAUCAAGGUGCAACAGAGAUCAUUGACUAUAAUGGCAACAUCCAUGAAGCUCUGCAGAGGAUUACUACUCUAACUGUCACGGGUCCACCAGGGCCACCAGGACCUCAAGGACUACAAGGACUAAAGGGUGAACCAGGAUCCCCAGGAAUUCCAGGAGCUGAUGGGGAUCAGGGUCCAAAAGGCUCAAAGGGAGACAUGGGUGAGCCUGGCAUGUCAGGAGAAAAGGGUGGAAUUGGACUGCCUGGCUUACCAGGAGCCAAUGGUAUGAAAGGAGAAAAAGGAGAUGUUGGUUUGCCGGGUCCUCAAGGUCCUUCUAUCAUAGGACCACCUGGAUCACCAGGUCCACAUGGUCCACCAGGCCCUAUGGGACCCCAUGGACUGCCUGGCCCAAAGGGUGAACCAGGGUUGAAUGGUCUUAAAGGAUUGAAGGGUGAACCAGGUCAAAAGGGUGACAGAGGGCCCCUGGGUCUUCCAGGAGCAUCUGGCUUAGAUGGGAAGCCAGGACCCCGGGGUAUAGAUGGCCCAAUUGGUCCACAUGGCCCAGCAGGUCCUAAAGGAGACAGAGGUGAAAAGGGAGCUGUAGGUGACCCUGGACCCAGAGGACCAUAUGGUUUGCCUGGGGAAAAGGGAAAGAAAGGCAAAAAGGGGCCUAAAGGGGAGAAAGGAGAACAGGGUGCCCCUGGAUUAGAUGCACCUUGCCCAUUGGGGCCAGAUGGAUUACCAAUGCCUGGCUGUUGGCAAAAGUGAUGAAUCUAACCUUACAAGCAUGAAGUUGUGUAUAUACUGCUCCACUUUUUGUAUUUAUAGUUAAAAACUGAAAAUUGAUUUUACAAGUUUGAGAUAUGUUUACAUGUAGCUGCUUCUACUUGUUUGCAGUUGUCCAUGUGUACAUCUUUUCUUCACUUACAUCUGCAGUUAGUCACUAUAUAACUGCGUGAAAAACUUGUAGAAACAAAGAUUAGUUUCUAUAUAGGGAUGUAUCUAUGCAGAAACUAAUCAUGGAGAUCUUAUUAUUUCUGUAAAUCUUCUUUUCUUUUCAUUUCUUUUCUUUUUUUUUCUUUUUCUCUUUUGGCUUGUGGACUUGCAUGGACAAUGAGUGCCAUGAACUAGUUUACAUGAAAUUGUGACCAAAUAUGAGCUAAAUGCUAUGAAAUGUACUGUACCAACUACCAUUGGAGUUUACUGACUUGGCUUCCAUGUUCAUCUUAAACACCAUCACUGAUCCAUGCUGCCACACUUGCUUGUACAGACUAAAAAAAAGCAUGAAUUGUGUGCCAAACCUGCUUGCUAUGUGAUUACUUCACAUGCUAAAAUGGCUGCUCACUGUGACCUUUGAUUCAAACUGCUGAAUUUUUUCCUUUUGUCAUCUCAAGGGAGUCACACCAUGGCUUAUUGCCAAAAAGAGAUAAAGCAGAGGAGAUUAGAAACAGGUCUUGAAUUUUUGGGGAACACAGUUCCAACUGCAGGUGGAUGGCUUCCAGUUUUGUGGGUCCUGUGACCCUUUUGGUCAAGAAGGUCGUGCCUAUUGAUAAGCAUUGGAUUUUCUUGCACUGCUUGCAGUCCUGAAGACAUUCGAGACAGAUGGGUUUUGAUAUCUGGUCUUGUUGACCAUUUAAUCAAGAAGAGAAGAAGUUUGAAGAAGAAAGCACUCUUGCUUUGUGGUUAGUUUUAACAAGUUACAAAGAUGCUGAGUGGAUCAUUUGAUGGCAGACACCACUUGGGACAAGAAGCUUCACAACUUUAUUAAAGGAUUGACACGCUAUGUGACCCAUGUGUUGAAUUUUGGAAUUGCCAAAGGAAAGAGCAUCCUUGGGAAUGGGGGCGUUGUGUAACAUUCCCCUCUUGGGGGUAAUGGAACUGAUCAGAUACAUAUGCACUGUAGUGUGGUUUUAGGAUGAUCCCAUUUAAAUAACACAUUUUGUUGAACUUUUCUGCAGUUUUGGAAGCUAUACUUAAUAUUUUUCUCAUUUUUUUCUCAUAAACAUUUCCAUAAAAAAUACUUUCGGUAACCUAAUUAACAUUUGUUUUGAUGGCUUUGAAGGAAUUUCUUCAAAUCAUCGGUUCCUCUUGUUUCAGUAUUAUCUGUUUUUACAAUAUUUGAAGCCUUUUAUUCUGAGAAAAAUAAGUUUUUUACUUUUACAAGCUGAUUCAUUGACAUGAUUCUUCUUCUACAGUUGCAAAAGAUUUUGCUGGACAUUGUUACCCAAAGAACAUAGAAAAGGAAUGAGCCUAAGUGACUGUCAUUGUAUGGUAGUCAUAGUUCACUUUAUAAGGUGUAAUUAUUUUUCCAUUUCUGAUCAAAUGAGUCAGACACAAAAGAAGCGGAGACUAAGCUUUGUUUCUCUGCAUUCUAAUAAUUGGAAACUUUAAAUUUGGGCAUAUUUGUAGUUUUAGCUUCACGAAACUUCUUUUCUUUCACUCACAGUUCUGAGUCUUCAUAUGGUGCAUUUGUGCUCAGAUUGAGAGAUUAUAUGAACACAUAUAUUUUUUAUCUAUUCAGAUGAUUGUGGGUAUUGAGAUGAGCUCAAACAUUUUUAUUUACAUUUCUAAAAAGUUUUUCAUAUGCAGACCAAAACUAAAGUUGCAGAAGAAAAGAUUGUCUCCAUUCAUAUGUAGGCACCUUGUCAUUCCUGGAAAAAGGCAUCAUUUGUCACUCAGUAGAUUUGUAGCUCUUCUGGAAAUGGGCACCUGUCAAAUAGGUGGGUUGUUUUAGUACUACAUUAGAAUCUAUAGUGAAUAGACCCUAUGCUCUAAGCCUAUAGAAUAUAGGCCCACUAUACAGAAUGUUAUUUUUUAUCUUCAUUUCAGCAUAUCAAAGCCAUAUCAAAAAUAGCCUUUUAAAGAGAGAAAUAUAUUUCUACAAUUUUAUAUUAUAAAUAAGGACCUUUUCCAUGAAGUUCUUCAUCUUAUAGUUUCCUACAAAAAUGGGCUGCAGGUGUAAACAUUUAGCAAAAAAAAGCCCCAUCGAGUCAUCCUAGCAACAAGGACCAUAACCGAAGUAAUAUUUUUCUCUGUCUAAUCUAAUUUCUCAGAAACAACUCCAGCAAGCUUAAUAUUAUAAUAAUUUUUUUAUAAAAUGGCCUUACAAUUACACAGAGCUGGUAUGUGGUGUAAUACAUCUGGGUGCCACAGUAGUGACUUUAAUGGAAAUUUCCCACUCAGAGGCGAUUAUAAGGUCAGAAGCGUAACCAGUAUCCCUGCCAGUCACUUCUCAGUUUUAUUCUGCAUUCCUGACAAAGAUUCAGGCUACCCUCUGGGCAGGAAUGGAAUUCCCUCCAUCCAGAUCCUAUUGUGGCACACAUUGGCCAAGUACAUUGUGGAUGUGGGGAAUUUGCAUUUGCCUCAGAAACACUAUACGUUGGAAAACACCAGAAAGAAGACUAUUGACCAGUCCAAUAUGGUAAUUCCAAUUUUCCAUUAAGGGAUUUUCCUAGUUAUCUUUUAUCUUAACGCAUAAUAUAAUUUAGCUAAUGUUUUUACAACACACCUCAUCAUAAUCUACAAGUAUGCUUAUAUGUUGUAUUAUAUAAGAAACUGUGCAAGAUGCAUAUGUCUUUUUUGCAGUAUUCUACAUGUGCAGAAUAAAUUUAGGAAGCUUACCAUUUAAUUCAAUGUUUUAGCACCAUGAAUCGUAGCAAAAUCUUGGAAUUGGCCAUAAAAGCAAAACAUUUUAAGAAGUAACAUGAUAAUAAAAGACUAAUAAAUGCGUGCUGUCACACCAGUAUUUGCCUUUUUUUAAAAAUGAUAUGAGAACCUGAACUUUAAACGUCAUAUUCUGUAAACAAGGAAAUGAUGAACUUAGUUCUGCUAAUUUAUAAUCACUAGUUUAAAAUACCAGUCCAUUCAGUUCUGUUGAUAACAUUUGUGACUUUAAAACAUAGAGAAAAAUGCAAUAAUCCUCUAAGUGCGAUAUAGUCACUGACAGCAGUACACAGAGGAUGCGUAGUUAUGUAAAUUUAUUUUUUCCAAAAUAAGUUCCUUCUUUUUACUCCUUUGAAAUAAGGAACUCCCAUGAAAUAAGGAAGGUUUCUGCUUUCAGUUAUUCUUUUUUCCAUAUUUUUAAAGCUUUCACUGUGGCUAAUGCCAGGAAAGCAUCAUUCCAUUGAAAUAACAGGAUUUUAACAGCAGAUACAUAGUGUAAUCUGACUGGUAGGAGUAAUAACAACUGUCAUAAAUAUAUAUAGACAAUUAAUGGCAGUGAAAAGGUGCCUACAUCAUACCAAGUUUUACUGUGGGGAAAUCUAAACAGCAUGUAUAAAACUUUGAUAUACAGUACCAAAAAGAUCAGGUUGAGUAUUUCAUACUGUAAAGCACCCUCUGAAGACUUGCAACUUAUGUGGUUUAAAAACACUCAUUUUUGGUGCUACUAUACCAUUCUCUUUUAUAUCACAGAAAACCUCCAUGUUUUAUUAUUGUGUUUUAUCAUUUCAUUUUUGUAGCAUUCCUUCCAUACAGUUUUGUUCUGUGUAAUUUGGGAACUGGCUGAAAAAUUUAUUGACAGCCUUUUCAGCUGUAAAAAUGUAUAGGAAGCAUGACUUCACAUAAGCUCCAUAUCCUUUGCUUCUUGUUUUGUUUUGCAAUUAUUUCUUGUUCUUUUGUUUAGGGUUUUCACUAUAUGUUUGUCACCAACUUUCAGAUGUUUCAUUUACUGAAGCAUAGUGCAGUCGCACCAAGGAGAGUGUGCUAAAGGAACAGUACGUCUACGAGCACUGUUUGGAACGUGAUACAAAUGACCUCUGUCAUCAUUUUCAUAUCUUUGUUGUAGGGACACUUUCUUUCAAGAUGUUUUGGACACUGAUUUAUAUAAAGUAAAGCAUGAAACACAGUUGGUGGAACUUUGAUGCUAAAUGUCAUUUUUGAAUAUAUAUUUUUUCUUAAUUUAUUGGUGCUUUUGGUGUCACUGUCUGACAUUCUGGUGAGGCAGUAUGAUUCUGGGCAUCCAGCUGUUUCUAUAUGUUUUCUUUGUCUACCAUAUAAGUAUUAUAGAAAAGUUUGAAAAAGGUCAAAUCAGCAUGUCUGCAUUCAUAAAAAUAAAAAUGUGCUUUAAUAGCUUUAAAUGGGCUAUUCUCAAAAGUCUUUGUUAUGUGCAGUGGAGAAACAUUGAAAUUGGAGUUAUUAAGCUUUCUACUACUGCAAGCACAUAAACUAGUUUGUAUUUAUUGUCUGAUUAUGACACUGGGACAGAUAAUACAGCCCUGACUCAUGCAAAUAUUCCUAACACCUUAAAGAGAGGGUGGUAUGGUCUGGUGAAUAGAGCCCUGAACUCAUAGUCAGGAGACACAGAGUCACUUCCUGGCCACUUUGAAGUCAGUGGGAGUCAUUCCAUACCUUCACUGGGCCAAGAUUUCAUCACUAGGACCUCCUCCCAACUCUUUCCCUGGCACUUGGGGCAAACUCAUGCAAGUCAUUUCACCUUCUUGUGCUACAAUAUCCUUAUCAGUAAAAUGGGGAAAAUACUACAAAUCUCCUUUGUAUACCCUUUUAAGCUGUAUAGAUAAAAUGGGCUCCAAAAGAUCUGGGUAAUCAUGAGAGAGAUUCUGCUGAGUGCAGUGGAACUACUUUUUAUAAGUCAGGACUACUUGAGUAAAGGCUGCAGGAAUGUUCUCAUUCUACUAAGUAAAUAUAAUGCUACAGGACAUGCAGAAACUAGCCUUUUCUUUCAAAUAUCCUUACCUCCACUACCUGGCUAUCUUACAGCUUACCUGAAGAGAGCAUUUUAAUUUUCACAAAAAAAGAGUAUGUCACAAAAAUAUGGAUCUCUACAAGGAAAGAGAAACAUAAGCAAGAAUGGUUGUGGCUAAUUUCUUUGGCCAUUAAAGUAACGCGCCUAAUAUCUAACUGUUAUUUCAUAGCCACUUGUUUUUAUGUAUCUAAGGAUUACUGUAGUAUGGAAAAGUAUUUACUUGGUGGUUGGAGUCAUUAAGUGAUGUCACAAACAAGUGCCUGCCACCAUCAUUUCCCAUAGAAGUUGAAAAGGAUACUCCACAGAACAGGUGGAAUUUAUGUUUAAAAUAGUGAGCCCGGAGUGUUAUUUGUGCUUUGUUUUGUUUUGUAUUUUAAAUACAUCAAGGUAUUGAUGCUGCUUUAGAAACAGAAUUGUCUUUCUUUGGAGAUCCGGGAGCCUUACUCAACCUGGGACCUAUAGUGUUUUAUUUGUUUAUAUUUAACUAAGAAACUGUAUGAACUUCCCAGAUGCCAUUGGUACUUGCACACUUCAUUGAGGUAUUAUUGAAGGGUUUGGCUAGAAAAAGAAUGUUUUACAUUUAUGUGGAUGUUCUUAUAUUAUUGUACAUGUUUGGGAAAAUAUAAUAUUGUGCAACUUACUUUUUUUUUUAAGAUGUAUGUAUCUGACAUUUUUCCUUUGGAAAAUACUAUAUUUUUAUUUGUAUUUUUUACUUUUUUAAGUUCAUCUAUAUGUGCAGUUAUUUUUAUAUCACAAAUGGUCUCUUGAAAAUGCAGUAGAGGAGAUAAUGCAAAGAAAAGUAAUUUGGUGAGAAUUACACUGCUUUUGGGAAAACAUGUGAGUCUCAUGCAAUCAAUUCUGCUACAAAUAUUCUGAGUGUCUCAUCAUUGUAAAUAUGGCACAAAACCUGUCUUGCCCAUUUCAAGGUUUAAAUUAUCCAUUUUCAUUUGUUGUUAAUUUUCAUUUUAUUGUGGCCUCUGGCUUCAUUGAACCUGAUCAAACCGCAUGCUUUUGGUUUUGUUUUUAAAAUUUCUCCUUGGUUUUCAGUUUUUAAUAUUGUUUUGUUGUAUUUGAGAUUUGUACUGAGUUUUUGUUUCUAGCUUGUGAGAAGUUGAUCUUCAGAAUUAUUUUUACACUAUUUAUGGACUUAUUUUCAUAAUGUAAAAAGUGUGUAAUUAUUAAAAUAUUAAUCCAGCCAUUAAUACUGACUUGCAUAGUUAUAAAGUUUUCUCGGUGUUCAUGCAAGAAAUUGUUCUGGUUUCUCUAAACUGAAAAAUACUGUGUUUUAUGUUGAGCCUAAAUGCAUCUGGAAAGCGAGUGCAGCUCAUUCUAGCUACUCUUCACACUUGUUCUAUUCCAUCAGUGUCACUCAACUUGAGGGUUAUGAAAAGCAAUCUAAAACAAAGCUGCUCCCCUUACUCUUCAUAUGCCUUUACCCUUCCAAGUCAAAUAUUUUCUGUCAGCCUCUUGAAACACAGACACAAGUGGAUUUUAUAAGGUUAUCAUUUUUACUACUGAUAUAUAGAAAUGUAAGGGCAAAAUCAUAAAUGUUUUUAACCUUGAAUAAAGGGUUGCCCACCUGAAAAAGUUGAGAAA